Molecule: messenger RNA, 8327 nt
Organism: Bombyx mandarina (wild silkworm)
Lineage: Eukaryota; Metazoa; Arthropoda; Insecta; Lepidoptera; Bombycidae
Molecular function (GO): calcium ion binding
Source: RefSeq, a predicted model, not a curated record
AUGAUUCCCUUUAAUACCAAUGCAAUUGUUUAUGAUAAUACCCCUUGGAUGCCAGGUAGAGACCUUAAUACCGAAGAAAGGUCUGCUACUGAUAUGGACGAGAGGAAAUUGAAGAAUGUCGCCACGAAAGUAAUGGCUAAUGGAGUGGAAUUACUAGUUAAAGACAAAAGUGUUGAUGGAAAACAUGAACAGCGAAAUCUUAAAAACAGAGUGAGCAAGUUCUCGUCAGCGAUCAAUACAAAUACUUCAAUAAGACCAAAACAAUUAAUAUCUUCGGCAGUCGCUACAUUUUUCAAUCAACAGCAAAUAAGUGCUUUAUUUCCGUUGAAUCAAUUCAUGCAGCAUAAUUACAUUAUCAAGACUUGUAUGACAACAUAUACGUAUUUGACGACGAUUGUGCACAACAAAAGAAGCGCUAUUUCCACAUUCGAGACAAUAGUUUCUGUUGUGACAACAGAAUCAUUGACAAAUUUGUUUGCUACAGAUAUAUUGGUCGAUUUACAGCCGACGAAAACAAAAUAUAUGGAAGUGAAAACGAUUCAACCGACAGCGUCACUGAGCAAUAUGUUCGUGAAUAGUUUCCCAAAAGCUGACAAAAGGAUUGACAACGAGGGCAAUUUCGAUAUAAUCCAACCUUCAGAAGUCAGUCAUGUACCAUGCACGACUUCAUGCUCAUGCAGCCAUUCACAAACAGAAGGACUUAAUACUAAGCAUAUAAAUGUCGACAUGGCAUCAUCAAACUUUGGCUUGAAAACAUCACAAUAUGGCGGUACAAUUUUAGAUUUUAAGUCCACAAAGAAAGAAACUCUCGAUAAAAAAACUCAAUAUGAACCCUAUGAGUAUGAAAGCAGCUCACAAUUGACACCCACAGAUAGAAUAGUAGAGAAAUAUACUGAAAUAAUUGUCGAUUACUCGGAUGAAAAAGAUUCAAGUCCUGUAGAAGAAAGCGAAUUGUUAACAAACGAACAGGCUCCAGGACCUCCGAAAACAAAUAAAAUUCACAAGUCUCCAGAGAAAAACAAACCAGACCAGAAACCAAACAAAAAUAAAUUUGUUGUCGCUGAUUUGUUAAAAUUAGGAACUCUAGGUAUAAAAGGAUUAACGCGGCUAGCCCCAGUGUUGGAAAAGAUGACAGGCGGUUUUAUUAAGCGACAUGACAACAUAGCAGACAAAACAACGACAACUACUCACCAACCAGCUAUGAAGCUGACUGCUUACAGUGCUAAUAAAAGAAUCGAUACAGACAUAGAUGUAAAAAAAGAUAAUUUUCCUAUAUACAUACCCGUUGAUGAACUAGAAACAUCUGAAUCACAGUUAGUUUUUACUAAUGCGACGUUACAUCAAAAUUUGGCGUGGGUAACCGAGCAUAAGUAUCCAAAAGCACCAAUCACCCCACCGAAAUUCAUUCAUGAAAGCCCUCUAGUUAAUGGCGGUAUACCUAUCAGUCCAGGUGAGAUCAUCACAGCGAAUUCCGAUCUGAUAGUUGGGACACCAGCUGUCGGAAGACCGUUAACAUUGGCUGCCAGUGGCAUAAAAUUACACAACCAAGUUAACCCACCACCAAUUGAUAGUUUCGUAUCGGCUAAUGAACAGUAUUUAGUUAAUGAAAAACCGAUGAGUGAUCAGCCAGAAGUAAAAGUAGACGAUUCAUUUGAUUUAAGACCGCCUGAUGUACCCAAGAACAAGCCUAGACCCCGGCCUCUGAAUGGACAAAGGCCAUAUGGCUCUUAUUCUGCCACAGAAAAUAAGAUGCCUUUUCGUAAACCCUCUCCAGGGCACACGGCUCACGAUCAAGUAAUAAACCCAGAAAAAAUAAAAACUAUAAAUACAGUGUUGGGUAAUCACGGUCGGCCUGUAUUCUUAGAUUAUAUUCCUUCGCUAGCCAAACCUGCAAAAAAACCUAAUGGAUAUAACACAAAUUUCAACCCGAGUACCGAAGACAUGAAAGGAAAAGAGAUAUUGGAUAACAGUCCAAGCUCAUCAGAAAUUGUGAACACACAAAUAAAGACAGAGUCUGAUUACACUAUCACUGGGAGUCCAGAUUCCAGUAAACCAUUUUUGGUUGACAUCCAACCUUCUAGGGUUGCUAAUGUCUUAAUUCCUCACGGGAGUUCAACUGCGUUAGUUUUUGCUGGUUCAUCUGAACCACACAAAACUGGUGAUUAUGUGGAUGAUCCAUUGCCUUAUCCAGAACCAGGAUACUUUGGAAGUUUCAGCAUAGAUGCUCCUCAAAUGACAAACGUUCAUAAUGUAGCACCUAACAGUAAUCAGAUAUUUAAUGGCCCAAACGUUAAUUUUCCAUUAGAACCCCAAAACCAGAACUCAGCUACCCAUAAUAAGCCAGUGAGGAAUGAUGUGAAAGUAAAAUGGAAUGAAAAUAAACGACCAGAUAUAAACAAUUUUCCACCUACGCCGAAUAACCAAGAAGGUCAUGUACGAGUCAGUCCACAAAUAUCUGCUUACAAACCAAACCUCUAUAGUGCAAAUACUGAUUUUGGUAAAUUAAAUCAAAUAAAAGGAAAGGAAAAACUAAAAGAUGGCAAAGAAUUUAUCGACAAAGAAUAUGAAAAUUUUCUGGCAGUACCCCCACCGCCGCUAAAGGUAUUUUAUAAUACAGAAAAUACUCAAGAAAAUCAAAAUAAGCCGUACAACCAAAGACCAAUUGUUCAUACAAAACCGGUGCAGGAUAUGAAAGUGUUUCUAAAUGCUCAACAUCAUCAACAUUCGCUUCCUAAAGAACAGUUACCCCCUAAGGUGACGUCGGAAAUCUACUUUGCGUCUCAAGCACCAAAUAAUAAGCCAACUCCAUCUUACACUAUUCAUAUACCACCUGUAGCACCUUCCUUCGUAAAUACGUACAAUAAAUUAGCUAAUGUAAACAGGCCGGCACAUAGACCAUCGGUCUCAAGUGACCCAGCACAUUCUUUUCCAAUUUCGUCCUCAUUGAAUAUGGUCAACAAAUCGAUUGCUAGUCAUAGUGAUAGUAAAGAUGAUACUACUUAUACUGUAACUUUGAAUACAGCUACAAAUGUUGCGGGCAAUGUUGGCGAUAGGCAAAUUAUUGGUUCCAGUGCCCCCGUUUCAAUAGGUACAUCCUCCAGCGUUGGCUUAAAUACUGACAUUCCUAUUGGAACUAAUUUCGCUAUCCGAGUGGAAGAUAAUUCAGGUCUAUAUGAGACGCACAAUGUACAAGGACAGAAAAAUCCAUUUAUCUAUGAUGAACAUGGUCGUGCUCCUAGCGUUAUAGUUGGUGACAAUAAUAGAUGGAACAAGAGUUCUACAGGAAAAACGGAGUCGAGCAUUUUAAGUCAUUCGCACUACAACAACAAUGCCGAAAGACCUAUAGUGACAGAAAUUGUUCGCCCCACACUGCCACCGUCUCUUAACAGUCAUGCUAAUUUCCCCAUGAUCAAUGAAGAAACCAGACCGGCUGUAAAUAAUGUAAAGCCGGUUCACGAAAUAAAUCGUGAUGUUAUCGCAGCUGAUCAGAAGAGACCACCAAAACUAAUUCCUAACAUUCCAACAAACUCUCACGGGUGGUAUUCUAGUAUUUUAAACGAUAACGUCAUUCACAAUAUUAAAAUCGAUAUCACAACACAGAAAUCAAUUCCUCUUAUACAUGAUCAUAAUGAAAAUGGUCCUGAUUAUGGAGAAAAACUUCCGGGUGUUGGAAAGCCUCCUCCGCAUUGGCAACAUUCUGGACAUGUUCAUAGCAACAUGAACCUUGGCAAACCAUUUACUAAAGCUACAUUUAAUGAUCAACACCGCCCCACAAUCCCACCGUUAACAACCAAACCAAAUAAAAUUAAUUACAUACCAGCUAAUUUCGGGGCUAUAAAUCAACAAGCUUAUGACAUUCCUAUUAGGGAUAACAGUCAUGAAACUACUACUAGUCACAUAUCAACAACAACGUUAACGGAAAGGGAGAAACCGAUUUAUGAAAACUCUGAAGAGAUUUAUGAUGGAGAAGAUGAAUCUGACAGUACAUACGAUACUGACGGUGAAGUCAGUUUAGAAUCCAUGAAAGUUCCUGUUAUUAGUGCUUCGAAUGAAUUGAAAGUUUCAACAUCAUCAACAGAGAUAACUUUGCUUCAAGAUGAAGUUUUUAAUCCACCCAAGCAGGAAUCUUCAAACAAAAAUAAACAAGUGGAUUUCAAUCACGGGACCCAAACUGAGAAACCAUUCAUAGCGAACAAUAGAACUGGCUUCAAAAGUAACGCAAUAAAACCUAUUUACGAAAAUAAGUACCAAAGUAUGAAACCGAGGCCAUUUACCAUGAAUAAUGGUGCGAUAAUUGACCACCAAUUACAACAACCACAUUGGCAGAUAAACCAUAUGAUGGAAAAUUCAAGUAACGCGUCGUACGAAAGUAAUUUAGACUUGAAUAUUGGUGAAGAAAUACCGUCCAGCCCAAAACCAGUUCCAAAUGUGAACACUCAAUACUAUUAUGGUCAAUCACAUUCGAAAGAUAAACAUUCGAGACCAGAAUUUUCCAAAAGCAAUUAUACUCAGGUAUUUAAUGAUACCAAUAUUAUUACUUCAACAGUCCAUAUUAAGGACAAAAAACCUUUGAUUGUUGAAAAGGCAACAGAAAAGUCAACAUUACAUAAAUUAACAAUCACAACGGAAUCAAGUUCAAAUAAGACGUCAACCGAAAUAAUAGAUCUUUCACCACCUCCCCCUACAAUGGAUUACAAUUUUAAACCAUCUACAAAUGAUGAAAUGAUUAUGGGUAUGAGUCCACCACCGAGAAUGCCCCCUGCUGUUCGUUUACCUCCCAGAAUGCCUAUCACACCAAGGCCUAUUCCAGUUAGAACACCUCCUUCUUAUAGACUAAAACCUCAAAAAACAACAAGACCUUCAACGCAAAGACCUGUAAGAAAGCCUCAUAAUCGAGAUGACAUUUCAACCUAUAGACCGAUUUACGAUAUAUUGAACAACGUACGUCGUCCCAUUUAUAAUAACAAUCAACCAUCCUCCCAACUAUUACCACCCCCAAGAGAUAUAUCGAGUGAAAUAAGUUCUGCUUCAAUACCUAAUAUAGUGUUCCCAACCCCUACAUCUUCAGGCUGGUUGACAUCAUCCGGUGUCGAAUUCUCUUCUAGUUUUGACUUUGGCCCAACAUCUGUACAAUUCCCAGCAAUCGACCAAUCUUCAAUUACGGCUCAACUACCCGAGGAACCCUCUUCUGAUAAUUCCUAUUCUUAUGAAGUAGAUUAUUCUUCUGAACGAAGUGAAGAGUUAAGUUCGCAAAAACCAGAAACUACUGAGAAAUACGAACAAUCAAAUGAGGCUUCUAGUUCUGAGCCUACAACAAUAGUGACAACUGAAAAAAAUAAAACGAAUGAAGAACAUGAUUCAGUUGCUAGUGAAUCAGUUGAAGAUACAACCACGGAGAACAAGACAAUUCAAUUAGACAAUAAGAAUCGAGUCCGUAAACCAUAUCCAGUUCGGCUGGAUGAUAGAAAAUCUAGUACUUACAAAUUUAAACUUCCUAAGCCGACUGCUAUAAAACCAACAAGAACAUUAUCUCGAUCUGAUGUUUUAUAUCCGACCAGACAUACAUCUAUAAAGAAGAUUAUAAGACCAAUACCUACACGGUAUCCGGCCGUAUCGCCGCCUAAUAUAAUUGAAAGUUCUGAAAGCUCUGCCAACGAAGAGUUCAUUAAGCCGACCGAGGUACUUAAAGAAAGUACUCCAACACCCAUUCUGGAAAUUCCGAAUGUUAUAGAUCACCAAUCAAAUAUAAUAACCUCGAGCAUGGAAAAUAUUAGUCCUAACCUACAACCAACACAUCACGCCGGCAACGAAAUCAAAAUAUCAGACGACAUAGUUCCAACAAAGACCGAAUUCAGAACUACGGUUGUUACACUUACGAAAACAUUAUCGGAACCACCGAAAACUGUAUCCAGUAUCGAUUACGUGAACCUAACACAUACAUUGACGGUCACUCUGACAGAGACAAGUUUGGUGAGUCAAUCGGAAGGGGCUGUAACUGAAACCCUAGUACUGACAAACACACACACGUCCACAAUAGUCGACGUGGUUACAAAAGUACAGACACAAGUUCAACCGACUACCAUAAUCGAAACAGUGACCAAACAUAUUCCCAUUCAAGUUGAACCAACGCCAGUGCAAGAGACUUCGGCUAAAACGAAAAUAGCCUUAGAUGACGUCACUAUUUCUUCGGAAGAAAACGAUAAUUUCAUUAUUAGAGACAGCGACGUAACAGAAAACAUACAGAAGAUUGAUACCGACGGAGCAAACGACAGUGAUACAUUCUUUGUUGUUAUGAACAAGUCUCAGAACGGCGGUCACUCACCUCCAGUCAGCACUAGCGUUGAAACUGAAUUUGAUGACCUAACCAGAAACGAACAAGUCAAUAGCAACGGUGUAUCUCAAGUUCUCUUUGGUGAGAUCCUACUGGCUGGGGCACCUUACUUGGAGACAACAAACGUCGGACCCGGUUUUGGAAAAGAAUGUCAGCCUGAUUGUAAAGCUUCGAGAAACGAAAGAUGCCAGAGAAUUGAUGGACUCAUGAAAUGUGUGUGCAGACCAGGUUUUGCUAGAAUGUUCCCCGAUAGACCAUGCAAACCUACCUAUACAUACUCUGUGAAAUUAGCACUGGCUUCUCAAGGGGAAAGCCGCUUGCAAUUCCAAGAAAGCCUCUCUGAUAACUCCAGUAAAGAAUACCAAGCUCUAGCCGUGGCCACUCAUGAAGGCAUCAACAGGAUGGUGAUGCAAUCAGAUCUUAGGGACGUUUACCAUGGUAUCCAUAUUGCCGGCUUCCAUCCAGUUGAAAUUCAGAACGAUACUGGAACUGGGUAUCAGGGAGUCAUGAACGAUUUCUAUGUACAGCUUUCUGACAAUGCUCACGAGAACCGAUUGAAGGAAGUUAUAGAGAAAUAUCUGAGAAAUAAUAACUACAGUCUCGGAGGGACUGAUGUGCACGCUGCUAGCGAAUUGUUGGACAAAAUGGACGUUAGUGAUUUCGACGAGUGUACAAGCGGCCAGUUCCAUGACUGCUCAGAGCACGCGCAGUGCUUCAACCUACGAGGGACCUACACUUGUAGCUGCCUCGAAGGGUUCGCAGAUCUCAGCGUGAACAAUCUGUAUCCCGGCCGAAUUUGUUCUGCGGAGCCGGUGGGAUGCGCGCGUUGCAACUAUCACGGCACGUGCUACUCCAGAGACGACAAACGCGUGCUCUGCGAAUGCUUCCAGUGGUACUCCGGCAGUACUUGUCAGAUCAACUUGAAAGUGGUCCUUAUAUCGUUGGUGGUCGCCGGAGCUCUCCUCACGGUGGUACUGGCCGCAUGCGCGGUAAUAGCUUGUCGCCGCAGCAAGCCACCGCAGCGGUCCAUCGUCACAUGCAUUCAGGGCAUGCCUACUCUACAUCAGGGAGCAAUGCCGAAGCAGCGGACCGAUAGGCGAGCUCUUAUCAGUGAGCAAGGCGAGCCUCGUGAUAACACCAGUAUCCAGAACGCCUCCCUGCCUUACAUGCCCGCCAAGCGACCUUCGUCUUCGAAGAAGCUGGUGAUCUCGGACCCCCCGAGUCACGAUCCGCCCCCUCCCCCCGCACCAGCCGUGCUGAUACCUCGAGCCAGGUUCCAUCCUCAUCACGGAGACAGUCGGGAGAAUCUAGCCAGAAAGAGGAGUUUGGAGCUGAGCAGCGAGGCUAAGCUGAUCAGCUACUUGGAGUCCGGGGCCGCCACUACUCACGACGAGAUGCGAAGGAAGCACAGCUUGGAGUCUUCGUAUAGCGCCAACAGGGAUAGACCAAACAAAAAGGGAGCUUUAGUAUCAGCCGGCUUUAAAGUAUCCACCACGAUCCGACCUGAUGAGAAUAUGAAGGAUGACAGAGACGAUAUGUCUUCGGUGAACAAAGCAGAGCUGGAAGCGGACUUGGCGAGAUUCGACUCUUUAAGGAAGGCCUACAGCCAAGACGACAUGUCCGAAUGGACGGACGCUGAAAGAAGACUCGGAGAACUGACAUUAUCGGAAGCUCGUUCAGUGGGCGGGACCUUGCCGGCUAGUACUGGAAGAGCUGCUUCUUCAACAAGACUGACCCACCAGGAAGCUAACACGAUGGCCGAGAGAGACCUUGGAUCCACAUUCCUUCUGCCGCAUGUACACCUAUACAAACCAGAUCUUACAAGCGACGUAUCGGAGUUCGAUUCCUUGUAAAGAGUGGAAUCAAGAAAACCUGCUAGUAUUAUGUAAUAAUUAUAUUCAGUACGGUCUAAACCACCAAAGUAAAGACUUUAUUUAUUCAAUUAAUUUAUUCAAUUAUUUUUAAUUUAUUUUUAAUUUUAAGAUAAAUUUUAGAA